This is a messenger RNA of Haliotis rubra (blacklip abalone), 1627 nucleotides long. RefSeq names its product palmitoyltransferase ZDHHC22-like. Gene Ontology annotation, molecular function: palmitoyltransferase activity. Bases 117 to 1040 code for a protein of 307 amino acids. Lineage: Eukaryota; Metazoa; Mollusca; Gastropoda; Lepetellida; Haliotidae. The record is from RefSeq and is a predicted model, not a curated record. The transcript has a single exon.
UACACUGGGAUUCCCCCUCUGUUGAAAGCUAUCGCGUGGCCUAUUCCAACCGAUAAAGAAUUUCAACAUUUGAGGCAUUUCAACGUGGGGAAUAAGGCUAAAACUCGCUAAUAAAUAUGGAGAGCGGGGAAAUGAGGCAAAGGAUGUCUUUGAAAGAAAAGUUCAAGGAUCAUUACAGAACAAAUCCGCCGAAAUUUUCACCGGAACCGAAGGAAGCCAAUAAGGUCGGCGUUACUUACUUCACGUGUAUGUUGCUGAGUUUGACGAUAGAAGGAGUAUUCAUCCUGAUUCCCUCGAAUUUCAGAGGAGAGUUCUAUUCGAUAAUAAUCUUUGAAGUUCUUGGAAUUUUCAUUUUCGUGCAGACCUGUGCAAACUGGUAUCGUACGUGGUACGAUGUUGCAAAUUACGUGCGAAGUACCACAAAGGAGAAAUACUUCUCGUGUGAAGACACUCCCGAGGGGUGGAAACACUGCUUCACCUGUCAGCUGGACGCCCCUCCCCGCUCACACCACUGCGUUCUGUGUAACAAGUGCAUGCUGAAGAGAGACCACCAUUGUUACUUCACAGCUUCAUGCAUAGGAUUCCAAAAUCAAAAAUACUUCAUAAUGUUUUGUUUCUACACAGUGUGUGGGUGUGCCCUGGCUCUGUAUCUCCAACUGACUUACUUCAGUGAAAUAUUCCCUCUCAGUACAAGUGCUGCGAUCCACUACAUUCCAGUCAUGCCUGUGUGGGACUGGAUGACUGGAGUCAUAUCCUUCCCUGUGCUUCUCCUGAUGAUCCACAUGUAUAUGACUCUUACCUGUUUAGUGGCCACAGGAAUGUUCGGCACCUGGCAGAUGCUGAUGAUCAUCUGUGGCAAGACUAGCUACGAAGCCAAGAGAAACCUCUCAACAUACAACCUGGGAACAUUAGACAACCUCAGAUGUGUGUUUGGCCCCAUUAAGUUCUGUGUGCUUCUGCUACUAGCUCCCCUUACUUUGCCACAACUUGGGGAUGGAAUACAGUGGGAGAUUAACCCUAGAUGUCAAAAGAGGUCCUGAUCAGACACUGCAGACUGUCUCAUGUGUAUGCCUGUUUCACGAGUGUGCUUUUACAUUUCAUCACUUUGAACUGAUCUCAUCUGUCAAAUGCUACUGCUGAACUUAUUUUCUCAGGCCAUUCCUUGUUAUGGAGUCUGGGAUAGCUUGUCACAUACUCAACCACUUACCGUUUAUCCACCAGUAUGCGUGUGCAUUGGAGUGGAUGGAACUCAUUUGAAACUCUCAAUCUUACAAUUAGUGAGUGAGUGUGGUUUUACGCCGCUUUUAGCAAUAUUCCAGCAAUAUCAUGGCAGGUCUUACAAUUAGUGAAUGAGUGAGCAAGUGAGUGAGUCUAGAUUUACACUGCUUUUAGCAAUAUCAUGGCUGGGGAUGCCAUAAUGGGCUUCACACAUUGCACCCAUGUGGGCAACUGAACCCAGGUAUUGCUCGUGAUGGGCUGAACGCUUUAACCACUAGACUACCCCACAGCCAAUUAGUGAAUGAGUGAGUAUAGUGUUACAUAACUGUAACCCAGCAAUCUGGAGCAUUACAAUAAAAGGGCUUUUGGGUGAGGUAACCCAUGGACAUUACAUAACAAGGUUUUGGAU